Molecule: messenger RNA, 1622 nt
Organism: Perognathus longimembris pacificus (Pacific pocket mouse)
Lineage: Eukaryota; Metazoa; Chordata; Mammalia; Rodentia; Heteromyidae
Product: collagen alpha-2(I) chain-like
Exons: 2
Coding region: 1-1299 (432 amino acids)
Source: RefSeq, a predicted model, not a curated record
AUGGUCCAGCUGGCUCGGGAUGGGAAUCUCGGAGAACAGGAGGUCCGCCCGGUCCUGGGGGUCGCGGGCAGCAAGGGCCACAUCCCAGGACUGGGGUCGUGGGGGGCGGGAGGGUGGGCGCCCUGGGAAGGAGCCCCUGGCCGGGGCUGGAAGAGCUGGCAGGGGAGAAGGCGGGUGGGCAGAGUGGAGCCAGGGCUGCCGGGGGGCAGUGGGGUGGCAGGAACGGGGGGGCAGUGGGGUGACAGGAACGGGGGGGGCAGCGGGGUGGCAGGAACGGGGCCGGCGGGCAGCGACGGAGCUGGGGCGGCCCGCGGGGGGGCGGGAGGGGGCGGCCGGGGACGGAGGGCGACAGGUGAGCGGAGGGGCUCCCGGGGCUCCGGGGGCGUCGAGGCACCGGGGCGGACGGCGGCCACUCACCGGCUCCGGCUCCGGCUCCGGCGCGUCCCCUCGCCGCCGCCUCGGCUGGACUGCGCUCGGCUCCGAGGCCGACGCCCCGCCGGGGCCGCGCACUUUCGGUUUCCCUUCCCCGCAGGCCGGGCCGGGGCGGGCCGGGGCGGGGCGAGGCGCCCGGCGGGCGGCCCGGAGGAGGAGGAGGAGGACGAGGAGGCCGGCGGAGGCGGUGGCGCGGGCCGCGGCGCAGGAGGGCCGGGACUCGCCGGCCCGCGUCCCCGCCCUCGGGGCGGGCGGAAGGGCGGCGUCGCCUCAGCUCCCCGCGGCGGGCGGGCGCGGCCGGGGGGUGGGGACCGCGGGGGCCGGGCGAACUGCGCCCCAGGCCCUCGCCAGCCUCCGCCGGCCCCGAAGGAACGGGGACCCGGCGGGCGGCCCGGUGCAGGCGAAGCGCGACAUGGCGGCGAGGCUGGAGGGAAGGGGGCGGGGAGGGAGAGAGGAGGCGGGCGACGUGCGGCCGGACUACCACCAGAAGGAACUACAUUUCCCAGAUCUCACCGCGGCCGCGACCGGAAGAGGCGCUCCCGGGCUCCUAUGCGCAGGCGCGCCACCCGCUCCGUCCUAUAUAAGAGAGGUCCGGGACGCUCUCGUCCUUUCUGUUUUCCGGCGCCUCUCCGGUUGGAUCGUUCGUGGAGGGAUGUGGUCGCCUCGCGGGAGCCGCCUUGCGCGUGGGGUGAGCGCCGCCCGGCCAUGCGGGAAGGCCGCGGAGGACCGAGGCCGCCGUCGGGGCCUCGGGGAGGCCUUGUGCAGACGUCCACCGCCCCCGCCCGUCUCCUGACCUCCCGGGCGAGCGUUCCUCGGUGGCCGGCGUGCAGGGAACACGCGCUCUGCAGCGUCUCCAGGCGGCCGUGAACACGCGGCGUUCAAGUUGUGGUGUAACAGGUCGGUUUUUGGUUCUUCGGAGGGGCUGGGAAUGGAGCCUUGGUCCUCGAGCGUUCUAAGCACGUGCUCCGAGUCAAUCUGCACCACAUACAUACUGGGCAUCAUCUCUGGGGCACUAGGUAGUACUUUUUACAAGUUUGGCUGUUAACCGUUCAGUUCUGGGGAAGAUUAAGCGUACCCAGUGGAGUUGGCCCAUCGUGGAAUUUUGGGGCAUUUAUGUGGCCACGUUGGAAGUUUUCAAGAGAACUGGUUUUCUUAGAGCGCUACAACGUUAUUGUCCCAGGUGACUUUAA